Amphimedon queenslandica is the source of this 1868-nucleotide messenger RNA. Its product is annotated as serine/threonine-protein kinase 36-like. Gene Ontology annotation, cellular component: cytoplasm. Gene Ontology annotation, biological process: protein phosphorylation; smoothened signaling pathway. The transcript is spliced from 18 exons. The coding region runs from base 42 to 1658 and encodes 538 amino acids. Gene Ontology annotation, molecular function: protein kinase activity; ATP binding. NCBI's taxonomy places the organism in Eukaryota, Metazoa, Porifera, Demospongiae, Haplosclerida, Niphatidae. The record is from RefSeq and is a predicted model, not a curated record.
GAUUAUAGAUACAAGAUCAAGAAGGUGUGGAUCACUCUGAUAUGGAGCAGUACCAUGUAAUGGAGCUAAUAGGAGAAGGCUCUUUUGGCAGGGUCUACAAGGGAAGGAUAAAACAUUCAAAAAAGGUGGUUGCGUUAAAAUUCAUUCCAAAAGUUGGUCGUUCAGAGAUUGAGCUAACAAACCUACGGAGGGAGAUAUCUAUUAUGGCUGAACUAAGUCAUCCUAAUAUCAUAGAGCUUUAUGACUGCUUUGAAACACCAGACGAGGUGUGCAUGGUGACUGAAUUUGGUGAAGGAGAUCUUUUCCAAAUACUGGAAGAUGACACAACAUUACCAGAAUCAGAAAUUCAAGUGAUUGCUGUCCAGUUGGUGUCUGCACUUUUCUACUUACAUUCAAGGAGGAUACUCCAUAGAGACAUGAAGCCUCAGAAUAUUCUCAUUGGAAAAGGACGACAAACAAAACUUUGUGAUUUUGGAUUUGCUAGAGCUAUGAGUUUUCAGACGUUAGUUCUAACUUCAAUAAAAGGCACUCCACUGUACAUGUGCCCAGAAUUAGUGCAAGAAAAACCUUAUGAUCACAAUUCAGACUUGUGGGCUUUGGGUUGCAUAUUGUACGAGCUAUUUGUUGGUGAGCCGCCAUUUUAUACCAACAACAUUGUCCAACUUGUCAAGAUGAUAACAAAUGAUGAUGUGUUUUUUCCAGAUACAAUGAGCAAUGUCUUUAAUAAUUUCCUAAAGGGUUUAUUGGAGAAGGAUUCUAGUAAGAGGCUCUCAUGGCCUGACCUCCUUUAUCAUCCAUUUGUGAUGGAAGGUUUAGAUCACGAGUAUUUGGCCCAGUGUGCAAAGGAAGGACACAUCACUGCUUCCUCCAGGCCAAGCAGCACCUCAUUACCUUCAGAGCAAGAGACAUUUACACCUAUUUUAGAUAAACCUGUUUGCAUCAGCUCUGCGUGGACCAAUGGAGAGGAUAAAGACAAAACGGAUACGAAAAGAACCGAAGAAGACAUUGUAUUACCACAAUGUGCUGCUUGGAUGGAAACAAAGGAUAAAUUAGCUGAGAUAAUAUCAUCAAAUGCUCCAAACAGUGAGAAAGACCUUACUGAAUUACUAAGGCCUUGGCUAUCAAAAGCGAACUUCUUACCUGAAGAAGGAACUAGAACUGUGACGGAAUGUAUUGAAAUCGUUUCAAUACUCAUAAAACUAGUGAAAGAAGAUGUUAUAUCACCUAGUACUCUGUCUUACCUAACAAUGGAGCUACAUCUUUUGUCUGAACUGGUUGACUCCAUUUUACUGUGUGAGUCAAAUCACUUUGACAGCAAAUUACUUUUAAACUUGUUGGAAUUUUUGUCAGCACUCAUCACUCGUUUGUGUACUAUAAAAAAUCAGUCUCAUUCAUUAAUUAAUGUCUUUCAAGUUUUAUAUAAAAUAUUAAGCAAGUCCUCUCUAUCACUGGAAAUUUUUAAAGAAGUUGUUCUAGGUUUAAAAUUAAUCACUAUAUCCAUAUCUACUUGGGAAAUGGAACAUUUUGAGGCAUUUUUAAAAGUUUUAGUGGAAUUAAAAGCUGGUCAGGAGUUCAACGUUAAAUAUUCACGGGAAUAUGAAGAAUCACUUGCAAUCCUUAUCAAGACUUGGAGUUACUUGAGUCAUCAAAAAACAUAACUAUUUUUUAAUGAUACCAAAAUUAAAAAUAUAAACACAUUUUAUAAAUGGUACAAAAUUUUAUUUAUUUUACGAUGUCAAGAAAAUAAUGAAUGCCAUGACUUUUGAUAAAAGAGUGUACAGUAAAGUGUGAGUGUGUGGAUAAUAGAAAAUAAUAAUAAUAAAACAAUAAAAAAUCAAUGAUUGAUACAUAUUCAGUUUUUACUGCGA